Cornus florida is the source of this 1230-nucleotide messenger RNA. RefSeq names its product G-type lectin S-receptor-like serine/threonine-protein kinase LECRK1. The transcript is spliced from 3 exons. Gene Ontology annotation, biological process: recognition of pollen. The record is from RefSeq and is a predicted model, not a curated record. The coding region runs from base 1 to 1230 and encodes 409 amino acids. NCBI's taxonomy places the organism in Eukaryota, Viridiplantae, Streptophyta, Magnoliopsida, Cornales, Cornaceae.
AUGGUGAUGCAACGACGGGCUGGUUCGGUCGGUGUAGACGGGCUUGGCCGUGGAUGCCGGAGGAGACGUACUCGGCCGUGGACGGCGGAUGAGAUGGGCUCGGCUAGUGGUUUGCGGCGAAGGAAGGUGAUGGCAGUGAGCAAGCCUGGAGAAGCCAAGCUCCUUGAGGCGAUGUGGAUGAUGCUACAGCAGGAGAGCCCCGACGACUACGUGGUGGCGACGAAGUGGCGUUUGGCUGCAACAGCUCAACAAAGAAACACCAACAUGAGCAUAGGCUCUUUUCUAUCACCCAUUAGCAAUUCAUCCUUGGUCUCACUUUCUGGCCGCUUGGAUUUUGGAUUCUACCCAAAAGACAAUGGCUUUGCUAUAGGCAUCUGGUUUGCUGAAAUUCCCCCAAAAACAGUUGUAUGGACAGCAAACCGAGAUGAUCCACCAAUCUCCACCAAUGCUACAUUAACCUUGACUCUUGAUGGUAAGCUCAUCUUGCAACAAUUGCUAGGUGGAGGCCAACCCUUUGUCAAUGCUUCACAGUCUGUUGCAUCAACUUCCAUACUUGAUUCAGGCAACUUUGUCCUCUAUAAUUCUGAUUCAAAGAUCAUCUGGCAAAGCUUUGAUUAUCCAACAAACACACUUUUACCAGGACAGCUCCUACCAGCUAGGGAUGAACUGGUUUCUGGUGUCUCGAAGACUGAUCACUCUAUUGGGAACUACAGGGUAAAGAUGCAGUAUGAUGGGAACCUUGUUAUGUAUCCUGUAGGUUUGCCAGAUGGACCUGAAGCUGUUUAUUGGGCAGGAGAUACAUACUUUGCAGGAGACAAUGCAACAUUAACUCUUGAUGGAAAUGGCCUUCUGUAUGUGUUUGAUAAGACAGGUACCAACAUAAAGAACAUAACCAAUGGUGGGAACUUAUCCAUGGGGAAGAUAUUCCGUUCAACGAUGGAUGCAGAUGGGUUAUGGAGGUUAUAUUCUUAUAGCUUGAAUCUGAAUAGUAAUUGGACAAUUGAGUGGUCUGCACCAGAUGAUAGGUGUGAUAUUAAAGGCAUGUGCGGCAUCAAUGGGUUUUGUGUUCUCAUGGAUCAAGAGCCUUCUUGCACUUGUCCUCCUGGUUUUAUUUACAUUAAUCAAGGGCAAAAGAAUUUGGGUUGCAACCAGAAUUUCAGCACAGAGAGUUAUGUUUUCAAGAAUGGAAACAUAAAUUAUACCAUAUAUGAAUUGGAUAAUGCCAUUUAG